This is a messenger RNA of Ananas comosus (pineapple), 2278 nucleotides long. Its product is annotated as TBCC domain-containing protein 1-like. The transcript has 9 exons. Bases 104 to 1810 code for a protein of 568 amino acids. The record is from RefSeq and is a predicted model, not a curated record. NCBI's taxonomy places the organism in Eukaryota, Viridiplantae, Streptophyta, Magnoliopsida, Poales, Bromeliaceae.
AGUUUCUCUUUCCAGAGGUCGAUCCUCCUCGCUGCUGCGCCUCACACUCUCGUCCUCGCUCCCGAUCAAUCCCCCACCCCACUCUCUGCGAUCUCCUUCAUCCAUGGAACAAACAAACAUGGACGCGGAACCACCGCUACCGCACCCCUCCUCCACCUCCUCCGCCCCUCUCCACCUCCUCCUUCGCCCUCGCCGCGAGACCUUCGAGCACGGCCUCCUCCCCAUCCCCAAGCUCAUCUUCUCCGACGGAACCCUAACCCUAGCCUCCCUCAAGGCCACGCUCCUCCGCAGGCCCACCCCAUUCCCCCACCUCGUCGACGCCCCCGCCUUCGCCGACGCCCUCGACAUCUCCCUCGACCACGCCCGCCUCGCCCUCCAAACCCUCGCCGCCGUACUCCCCUCCGAUCCCGGCGCCGCUGCCGCCGCCGCCGCCGAUGUCCACGACCUCCUCCUCUUCCUCUACGUGCAAUCCUACAAGCGCCUCCUCCCCAAGGCUCACAAGGACCCCACCGCCGUCGCCGACGUAUGGCCCUCCACCUCCGCCUUCGACGCCCACCUCUCCGCCCUCUCCCCUGUUCAGCUGCUACGCAGUAGUACCCGUCGUUUUAUACCUUCACAAGCUGAUGAGGAGACGCACCAAUUGUCGUAUUUACAAAAGCAUCUGGGCAACAUUCUUGCACUUUUGGCAGAUUCCGUGGAAUAUGAGGGCGAUGAAUCUUUGGUUUUAACGGCCCAAAAUUUUGAACACCUUGAAUUCCUCAUUCAAGUUGCUGAGAAGGGCUCCGAAGGAGUAAGCUUGAGCCAGGCAGCUCCCUUUUUUGCUAAUUCAGAUCCAGAGAUGCCAGAUGUUCCUGUCCCAGCCGCCCAAGUUCAUGACUGGCUUUUACAACAUAUAUCUGCUUCACUGGAGCAUGCUGCUGAGACAGAAAUAGUAAAAGAUAAUGGUUUAGUGAGACCUGCGGAUCAGGAUGUGCCUAUGGCUGAUGCCUCUGUGAAUUCUACAGGAUUACAGAAUAAUGUUGCGUACUCUCGAAGUCAGGUGUUUGUUGAAGGUUUCUAUAAAACUUCUGUCGUCAAGCAGGCACAUGAUAUUAAGGGUGAUUCUAUUAAGGUGUUGAAUUGCCAUGACUCGAUAAUCUACACAUUAGCACCUCUUAGGUAUGCUACAGUUUAUGGAUGUUCAGAUGCAACUAUAGUUGUCGGAGCUGUUGGUAAGGCUUUGAGAGUGGAGCACUGUGAGAGGGUACAAGUUAUUUCUGUUACAAGACGGAUAUGUAUUGCAAAUUGUCGGGAGUGUGUGUUUUACUUGGGCGUCAAUGAACAACCUCUUAUUCUAGGGGACAAUCAUAAAUUAAAAGUGGCACCAUACAAUACCUAUUACUCGCAAUUGGACGAACAUAUGGCUCAAGUCGGAAUUGAUGCAACUGUUAAUAGAUGGGAUGAACCCCUUGUUUUGGGCAUGGUCGAUCCUCAUGAUCCACUCUCUCAUCCUGCAGGAGUUUCUGACGUACAAGCUGAGUCGGCUACUUGUCUCGAUCCUGAUCAGUUCUCAAACUUCUUGAUUCCUAGCUGGUUUGGAACUGAAUCAGCACAAACGACAAAGCAAAAUCCUUUUUCAUUGCCUGAGAGUUAUAGAACAUUCCAGAAUAAAAGCCACUCCACUCUACAAGAAACGCAGCAAGUUAUAAGGGAUGUACAACUUGAGAAGGAAAAGAAACGAGAACUGCUGUGCGCUCUUCAUAUGCAUUUUAAAGACUGGCUGUAUGCUUCUGGGCAUAUUCGCCAACUCUAUUGUCUACAAAGUGAUUGAACCGUAAGCUUUUACUCACAAUCUGUAACCUCUGCUUAUAAAAUUGAAUAAGAGAAGCAGUUCCGACUCCUCUACCUUUCUUUGGACAUCCUUGCCUUCUACAUUUCGAACGGUCUAUAUAUGGUGCCAGAAGAUAUGCAAGAUAUGUAUUAUUCACUUGCGACAUCAGGUGCUUCGAGAAUCAGAUAGGUGACAGUGCUUUAUCUCUGUCUACCAAGUCUUGUUGUAAUGAGGUUGUAUUACUAUGAUUACUUACCUUUUUAUUAUUUUCAUUAGAUGGUAGUUUUCAUGAUGGUUUGUAGUUUCUGUAUAUUAUGUAGCGGCUAGUUGUAGUGCCGUAGGGUGAGUGGCUUUGGUCGGCAUCAACUUCUUUAGGACUAUUUAUUGUGGUAAUUAGGUUUGUUCAUUAUGAUAAUAAUAAAGAACUUACAGAGUGUAUAAAUGAAAUGUACAUAUCCACUUAUUAUU